GUGCAGCCGCAGGGAUGUGCAGUUCGGAGCCUCCAUCCCCACAGCCCCGCUCCCCGGCCCUGCUGCUGCACUGCCGGCCCUCAGAACUCAGCCAUGCGGCCCGGCACCCUCCUCUCCCCCCGCCCAUGGCGCAGCCCCGGAAGCGGAAGGCGCGGCCCCGCUGCCGUUGCCAGGCAGCACCGGGGCAGGACGCGGCCGCUGCGGCGGUGCCGGCACCACAGAGCCCCGGGGCCCUGCACCCCGGCCCCGGCCCCAGCCCCUCGGGAUGGAGGCGGCCGCAGCCCCCGAGGGAGCGGUGAGGGGCAGCGGGGGCUGGCGGGAGCCGGCUGAGCCCAUCACCGAGCAGGAGCUCCGUGACGAGCUGCGGAGGGCAAGGGAUGACUACAACAUGGCCACAGGAACAAUCUCCUCCUUGCAAAGACAACUGGAGAUCAAAGAGUCCCAGCUCCGGAGAACCAGAUCUGAAACCGAAAUGCUCCAAAAGCAGCUCAGAAAGCAAGCAAGCCACUUACAAGACAUGUCUGCCAAGUUUUGCAGUCUGAGAGAACAGAAAUGUGAAGAACUGAUGGUGACAAUGGAGGAGGAGAACCGCAGCCUCCGACAGGUCCUCACAGAACAAGAAUCCAAGCUGGCCGUGCAGAACAAGCUCAUCAGUGAGCUACAGGAGACCGUCAGGCAGCUGCAGGCAGAGGCGCGCUCCCACCGGUACCACAUCCACAAGCAGCAGCGGCAGCAGGAGGCAGCCCAAAGGGAGGUUAAGGCACUGCAGCAGAAGGAGCUGCAAACGCGCGUGGCGCUGGAACUCAUCACCAGCAAGUUUGAAAAGUAUCGAAACAAAAUAAUCCAGGCUACAUUCAGCACAGCAGGCAUCAAGCCUCCGCAGGCAGAGAUCACGGACGAGGAGGUGCUGGAGGCAAUGCAGAAAAUCAUUAACGACCGGAUCGAGUUCCAUCAGAUGCUCAAACAGAAAGGCAUCAGAGUCCCACCGCUCCACGGCACCGACACUGCUGCAUCACCUACUAGUAAGGGAAGGAGAAGGGGUAAUGCAAGGCAGCAGCCUAUCACCCCCGAAAAGAAGCCCUGAUGGCUGAGCAGAGCACAUCACCAACGUCAGGCUCCUGCUCCCUGGGUUUGAGGUGGACAUACUAACAAAUUAAACUCAUCCUCCUGAAACCAA
Molecule: messenger RNA, 1177 nt
Organism: Neopsephotus bourkii (Bourke's parrot)
Lineage: Eukaryota; Metazoa; Chordata; Aves; Psittaciformes; Psittacidae
Gene: CCDC27
Product: coiled-coil domain containing 27
Exons: 6
Coding region: 266-1084 (272 amino acids)
Source: RefSeq, a predicted model, not a curated record